AUGGCCAACCUCAACGCACCCCUUCGAGACUCCCUCUCCCGACUAAUCACAGCCAACCACAUCCUCGACCACCACGGCCUCGUCGACGCCUUCGGCCACAUCUCCCUCCGCGACCCAGAAGAUCCUUCGAAGUUCUACAUGACCGGCCAACAAUCGCCCGCCUUCAUUGCCAAUGAAACGGACCUCGCACACUACAACAUCUCUGAUGGCUCUCCAAUGAAAUCAGUUGACCGUGAAAGCGGCGCGCAACCGUGUAGUGAGAGAUUCUGCCAUUCGGGGAUUAUGAAGAGGUUCCCAGGGGUGAAUGCUGUAGUUUACAGUCCGAGCCCAGUAGUCCUGGCCGUGGGAGUUAGUGGAGUGGGUCUAAGGCCUGUCGUUCACAUGGCAGGUUUCCUUGGCAAGAAAGUGCCAGUCUUCGAUAUCGGAGAUGUGUACGAUGAGUUGGAAGCUUCGUCGUCCUUGUCAAUGCAGAGAAAUAUGCUUGUCAACUCGAACGACCUCGGUGAUGGCCUGGCGAGAUAUUCCUCCAAGUCCAGUCAUAGCGGUGAUGCUGCUCUUCCCGACUAUACGGUCCUUCUCCAACGAGGCCAUGGAUUCUACACAUGGGGAGAGACGGUCGAGGAAGCUGUCUAUCGGGCCAUCUAUACGCAACAAAAUGCCAAAAUCCAAAUGUCCGCGACCGAUUUCUCGGUCGUUGCUUCGGGCGAGCUCAAGAUCCAGUUCCUUGACGAGCAAGAAGCUAAAGAUUGCGCCGUGAUGAACAAGGCAUCUGCAGUAAAGGCUUGGAUGUACUGGAGGCGAUUGGUGGAGAGCAAUCCAACGUACAGAAACGACUUGACGAACAAGCUGAUCACGGCAGGCACUUAUCGGAAGACGCAUACGAAUCGCAUGGAACCAUUCUGA
Messenger RNA from Zasmidium cellare ATCC 36951, 903 nucleotides. RefSeq lists its product as uncharacterized. The coding region runs from base 1 to 903 and encodes 300 amino acids. Gene Ontology annotation, biological process: pentose catabolic process. NCBI's taxonomy places the organism in Eukaryota, Fungi, Ascomycota, Dothideomycetes, Mycosphaerellales, Mycosphaerellaceae. The record is from RefSeq and is a predicted model, not a curated record. The transcript has a single exon. Gene Ontology annotation, molecular function: aldehyde-lyase activity. Gene Ontology annotation, cellular component: cytosol.